Molecule: messenger RNA, 2275 nt
Organism: Cyclopterus lumpus (lumpfish)
Lineage: Eukaryota; Metazoa; Chordata; Actinopteri; Perciformes; Cyclopteridae
Product: dual specificity protein kinase shkD-like
Exons: 9
Coding region: 295-1044 (249 amino acids)
Biological process (GO): interleukin-15-mediated signaling pathway
Cellular component (GO): plasma membrane
Molecular function (GO): interleukin-15 receptor activity
Source: RefSeq, a predicted model, not a curated record
UGCUUCUUCUUCUUUCUUUCUUUUAAUGGCAGUUCUGCUCCGUCGUUAUAACGCAACAUGUAUUAUCGUCGUAUGUGUUGGCUCGAGUGGAGGGAGAACAACGUGGGCCGGUGUGGGCCGAGGUGUGUCGCGUUACUAUACACCACGUGAUUCACCUCUUCGCUGACGCGUUACAUCAGUCUGUGGCGAAGAGGAGUGGCGAUUAAAGCGAAAGUGAGAGGCAGAACCCGAGGAGCAGCGAGGGUGAUCUGUACCCGGCCAUGGUUUACUUGGUGAACAUGUUUAGAGUGUCCGAUGUACCUGGGUGUGCUGAUCUGUCUGCUCGGGGCUGCGCGCUGCUCCAGCGACAAAAAAAUGUGUCCAUGUCCAGAAAUUUCCAGUAGGAAUGACACUCAACCGCCAGCAAAGAACUGCUACCAGAUUAGCGAGACUUUUCGCUACACGUGCAAAGAUCCCAACUUGAGGAAGGCGGGAACUUCCAAUUUCAUAAAGUGCAAGCAAGAUGGCAACGGUUCUCCACAUUGGUCCCCGCUCAACAUCAGCCUCAAGUGUAUACCUGACCCAAACAGAACCAUACAACAACCACCAAGCAGCACAGUAACGACUGACCCAAACACAACCACAACACAACCACUAGAGAGCACAGUAACAAAGGGUCACACUGAUAUUCCCCAUGACUUCACCAUUGCUACCACAGUCAGUGAGUUCUCAGCAGCUCCCUCCAGCCCACAGAUGGCCCAGAGUUUGAGCCCCUCGGCCUCAGUUUCUGCAGAGCCAGACAAGGCGGAGGCCACAUCGCCUCUGCAGGCCCUGUCGGGCCGCUCACAGGGAACAGAAGAAAAUGUGAGGGAGACCGAAGCGACGCACCAGACAACAGCAACAUUAACCGGCGUCCGCACGGGGAUCGGUUUUGCUUCAGCGGCGAUCGUCUGUGCUUUGAUCGGAAUCAGCUUCUUUUGUUAUAAAAGGAGGUCAAAAAGCGCCAUCCCACAAGAGAUGCCAGAAGAACAGUUUCCCAUGAAUAAUGUUCAAUCCGAGCAUUGAACAGGCGUCGUGGGGUUUGACCCGCCGCCGUCACAGAGCUCAGCGAUGGAGCCGAACCGGAGCUCGUGGGAUCGUCCCCGCGCAGUGAAGAACCCAUUUGAUAUUCUUUCGGUAUUCUUUCGGUAUUACCAAAGAGCAUGAUAGCACAAAAACAAUGUAUGUUCUUGUUGUAAUUUAAAUCCUAUGAAAAUGCUAAACCCAACAAUUAAUUAAUCCCCCCAACAAGUCUGUUCUGUUUAGACAAAGCCUCAUAAAGCUCACAUGGCUUUGUGCAAUAGAGCGCCAUUGUUCCCUAAAAGCGAUUAAAAACACACCUGUACCCUACUAAACUAAAAUAUACUACUACCAAAUAGAAAAAGUUGUGCCCAACUGUUAUAGGGAGCUAUUUAGCCUUCCUCUGAGCCACUUCUGGUGCCAAGAAGUGGCUCAGAGGAAGGCUUUGAGAGACGGACUAAUUCCUGGUUUUUCAUUGGAAUGAUUGACACUAAAGAACGGAGAGUAACUCCAACGGUUUCCUUUAGUCUACUCAAGUUGUAUCUUUGGAAAUCGAUAAGCUGGAGUAUUCAGGAGUUAACAUGUUUGUGAGCAAACAGGAAAUGAAAAGACUGAUAUUUUGUAAGAGCAGGCAAUAGAUUCACGUUGGCCGAGCUGUGUUUCACCAUUUGUCAGAGGCAGAACUAAAAUAAUUGGAGCAAUAAUCAAACUAACUAUGUUAAAAAUAUAUACAAAUAACUUAUUUUAUUCAUUCUUCAUCUUAGCAGGCUAGCUAGGUAGCUACCUAAAGAACUAAAGGUUAGCAUGGCAAGUUGUGAGCUAAGCUAGGCUAACUAGCUUACGGUGGCUAGUCUGCUUAGCUUCAGUUAGGAGCCGAGCACGAGGGCUUCAUCGUAUCAUCUCAUCUUUGGUUUACUGAGCUCAUUGUUGAACCGGAGGCCUACUUGUUUGUUUAGCUGUGUACAUGUUAGCUGUUGGUACUGAGCCAAGGACACUGCCCUCUGUGUUUGAGUGCUUCUGUGUCCAGCCCCGUCGAUGAGAAGGGUCACUUCACCCACAUCAUAAACAAACUGAUCUUUCACUUUUUAAAAGGGUCAGAAAUAUAGAUAUUGACAAUAAAACACAUGACUAUAUUGUCAAUAAUACAGCAUCUCUUAAAUUACUUCAUAUAUAUAUGUUUUUGUUACAGACCUACACUCGUAAUUUGCACAAUAAACAAAGUUUAAGAUGAAUUUGA